This is a messenger RNA of Paramecium sonneborni, 1039 nucleotides long. The record is from the annotation of a GenBank genome assembly. NCBI's taxonomy places the organism in Eukaryota, Ciliophora, Oligohymenophorea, Peniculida, Parameciidae.
AGAAAAAAAUCUUUUUAUCAAAAAUGUCUCAAAGACCACCAGUCCCAUCAAGUAAAAAUAAUGAUUUCUAUAUUUUAAGAUCAACCUCCUCAACAACCAUAAGCACCAUAAUUUGCUCCAUAAUAUGCACCAUAAUAUGCUCCAUAAUUUGCUGCUCCUUAAUAUGCUCCUGCACCAUUAGCUACAUAUCCAGCAUAAUUUGCUCCAACUACAUAUGCCCCUGCAUACGCUCCAGUUGCUCCAUUAACAUACAGUGUUGCUAGACCAGCUGCCCCAGUUGUUGCUUAACCAGUUGUUGCUCAACCAGUUAUUGCUUAACCAGUUGUAUAAGCCCCAGUUUUACAAUAAUCAGUAAUUGCCUAACCUGUCGUUUAACAAUCAGUUCAUGUAAGAAAAAAAUUCAAAUUUAAAUUAGGCAACAAUCAAAGGAGAAUCAAGAAUUGAAUAUGUUCCUUACUAAAAAGCUGUUAUGGAAUAUGAAGAAUAAGAAGUCGUUUAAUAUGUCCCAAGAGAAAGAAAGGUUACAGAUUAUUAUGCAGUCGAAUAUUAAACAGAAUAUGUCCCAUAAGUAUUCUAAGAAAAAUACACAGGUAUUUUCUUAUCAUUAUAAUUUAUUAGAAUACGUCCCAGUCGAUAGAUAUCAAGAAAGAGUUGAAUACUAUCCAGUUGAAAGAUAAGUUGUUCAUGUACUUUUUAAAUUUAUUCAUUUCUAGUAAUAAGUUGUUUAACAACCAGUCGUUUAAUAAGUUGUUUAAUAACCAGUUGUUUAAUAAGUGGUCUAAUAACCUGUUGUUUAAGCUGUUGCACCAUAACCAGUUGUUUAAUAAUAUGUACAAUAACCAGUUAGUGUUGUUUAACCAGUAUAAACAUAUCCAGUUUAAUAUGCUCCUACUCAAAUCGUUUCAUCAAGAGUGAUUCCUUCCUACCCAACAUAUCCCUAAUAUCCUUAAUAUCAACCAGCACCAUAAUAAUAAUAAGUUUAAUAAUAACCCCCAAGAUCGAAUUUGAACAAUAACAUAUGAUAAAUUAUAAGUACAUC